UCUCUCUCUCUCUCUCUCUCCUCCCUACACACUUUUUCUUAUAAAACGACCUACCUUCCAAAGCACAUCCCUCUUCUCCUCAAACACCCACAUUUCCAAACAUGGUAGAACCAUACACGCAUUUAUCCAUGGCUUACUUCCAUGACCACUUCCUCCUCUCAAACCCAUCUCUUCCUUCUCCUUAUCUUCCUCUUUUACCUCCCAAGUCUAUCAAUAACUACCCAUCCCCACCAUCCUCACCUCCCAUGUUGGAAGCUCUUCCACUUCUCAAAAAUGAAAAAGAUCUAGAAAAGAAGAACAACAAAGCAGUAAAUUUCUUAAUAAAUGAUGAAGCUGACCAGCAAUUUGUGAACGAUGUCGAGUCAGUGACUAUGAAGCUUCACAUAGGACUUCCAAGUCCUAAUGCCGCAGAUCUAAUCUCAGCAACAGUAUCAUUAGCACAAGAAGAAGGAGAAAAGCAAGGAGAAGAGAGUGCAGUUGGGGAAGAGGCACAAGUUCUAUUAGUAAGGUACCAUGAAUCUCUCAUAGGGAAGCUUAACAAAGGACAAUAUUGGAUUCCUACUCCUUCUCAGAUACUACUUGGGCCAACACAGUUCUCCUGUCCUGUGUGCUUCAAGACAUUCAAUAGAUACAAUAACUUGCAGAUGCACAUGUGGGGUCACGGCUCACAAUACAGAACUGGCCGGCAAUCCCUCCGUGGAAUCCAACCCACAGCAAUGCUGAAGCUUCCAUGCUACUGCUGUUCUCCAGGCUGCAGGAACAACAUUGACCAUCCUCGAGCUAAGCCACUAAAGGACUUCAGAACUCUCCAAACACACUACAAAAGAAAACAUGGCCUAAAGCCCUUCAUGUGUCGCAAGUGCAGCAAGGCCUUUGCAGUCAGAGGUGAUUGGAGAACCCAUGAGAAGAACUGUGGGAAGCUAUGGUACUGCAUUUGUGGAUCUGAUUUCAAGCAUAAGAGAUCUCUUAAGGAUCAUGUCAAGGCAUUUGGUUGCGACGGACAUGCUGCUUGUGGGGUGCAUUGUUUUGAUGGGGAUGAGGAGUUGGAAGAAGAUAUUAAUUAAGAGAUGCAUGUGAUUACAUGUGUGAAUUGGAUAUAUUGUUGAAUGUUAACAAAUAUGUGUAAUUAUUAGUAAACUAUAGUUGUGUAUGGAUUCAUAAAGCCUAGUUAUCUCCACAUGCACUGAGAAUUUAACAGCCUUUCAGCCCAAGCAAUUUGGCAACCAGGGACGUGCUGGCAAAGCAAAUUGGUCAGCAGCUAGCUCCCCGUCUGUUAUUUAACUUUAUGUCUAUGAUGAAUAUUUUGAAUUU
Messenger RNA from Phalaenopsis equestris, 1311 nucleotides. RefSeq names its product zinc finger protein WIP2-like. Gene Ontology annotation, molecular function: DNA-binding transcription factor activity. Lineage: Eukaryota; Viridiplantae; Streptophyta; Magnoliopsida; Asparagales; Orchidaceae. Gene Ontology annotation, cellular component: nucleus. Gene Ontology annotation, biological process: regulation of gene expression; anatomical structure development. The transcript is spliced from 2 exons. The record is from RefSeq and is a predicted model, not a curated record. Bases 102 to 1064 code for a protein of 320 amino acids.